GGAUAUUCUUAAACGGAUAUGGAUAAUAUCCAUUUAAAACUGUGCGGAUAUUUCCUCUCGGAUGCGGACGCGGACUGUAAUAGGAUUUUCUACUAUGCUUUGACAGAGUAUUAGUCUCAAGUUCUCAACAAAGCCUGGUCCGCUUCAUCCCCCUCAGGUGCUUGCCUGCCGCCAACAAUGGAGCCGCCGGUGAGAAACAACGCCGGCCCGAUUGUCGCCGGGCUCUCGAUAGCCGCGGCGGUCUCUUACUUCAUCUGUAAGCACACUGAGAAGAAGUCCUCUAGAAGCAGAGAGUCUACUUCUCCGAAAACCCAUAAAAAUGGCAUCGUCGCCGCCAUUGGCAACACCCCUUUGAUUAGAAUCAAAAGCCUCUCAGACACUACUGGCUGUGAGAUUCUUGGAAAAGCAGAGUUCUUGAAUCCAGGGGGGAGUGUUAAAGACAGGGUAGCUGUGAAAAUCAUUGAGGAGGCUUUGGAAUCUGGAUCCCUGAGUGAAGGAGGUGUAGUUACUGAGGGCAGUGCUGGAAGUACCGCAAUAAGUCUUGCCACAGUAGCUCCUGCCUAUGGGUGUACAUGCCACGUGGUUAUCCCUGAUGAUGCUGCUAUUGAGAAGUCUCAAAUCCUGGAAGCUCUUGGGGCUACAGUUGAAAGGGUUCGGCCAGUUUCAAUAACUCACAAAGAUCAUUUUGUUAAUAUUGCAAGAAGAAGGGCAUUGGAGGCUAAUGAGAUUGCAUUUACAAGAAGCAAAGCAGGCCAAAAUUGCACCAAGGAUGCAAAACAAAUCAAUGGUCAUCAUUUAGCCACUGAGGAAAAACCAACUUCAAUAUUUUCACGUGACUGCAAGGGUGGAUUUUUUGCAGAUCAAUUUGAAAACCUUGCAAAUUUUAAGGCCCACUAUGAGGGUACCGGGCCAGAGAUAUGGGAACAAACUGGCGGGAAACUGGAUGCCUUUAUUGCAGCAUCUGGAACUGGCGGCACGAUUGCUGGAGUGUCUUGUUUUUUGAAGGAAAAGGAUGCAAGCAUAAAGUGUUUUCUUGUUGACCCCCCUGGUUCGGGCUUAUACAACAAGGUAGUACGAGGAGUGAUGUACACGAGUGAGGAAGCUGAAGGACGGAGGUUGAAGAACCCAUUUGAUACGAUCACCGAAGGGAUUGGAAUCAAUAGGCUUACACAAAAUUUCAAACAAGCAAAACUUGAUGGGGCUUUCCGAGGAACAGACAGGGAAGCUGUUGAAAUGUCUAGGUAUCUGCUGAGGAAUGACGGGCUGUUUGUUGGAAGUUCUUCGGCGAUGAAUUGUGUUGGAGCAGUUAGAGUGGCACAAGCUUUAGGGCCCGGUCACACCAUCGUGACAAUCUUGUGUGACAAUGGCAUGAGGCAUCUCAGUAAGUUUUUCAAUUCUAAAUAUUUGUCUCAACACGGUUUGACACCCUCUGCAGCUGGGUUGGAGUUUCUUGGUUUUAGUUGAAUUUUGUGCCUCACACAUUAUUUGGUUCUUUGUAUUGAUCACUUAGAACUAUUCUAUAGAUUGUUUGGCUUACAGUCCUUUACAGAGGAUUAUGGACUGAUUUCAAGAGAACUCCAUUGUUUCAUUUCACUUGCCAAUAGGGAAAAUCUGGCAGUCUGGAUGGAAUGUAUACUUGUGCACUUUCGUUUUGUGUUAAUAGUUCACACCGACAAAAAAUGUUGUUGCAAAUUUUUUUAUCGCACAUGUAUUUUGUGCUCAUAUGAAUAAUCAAAACGAUGAUACAUA
This is a messenger RNA of Cuscuta campestris, 1749 nucleotides long. The record is from the annotation of a GenBank genome assembly. NCBI's taxonomy places the organism in Eukaryota, Viridiplantae, Streptophyta, Magnoliopsida, Solanales, Convolvulaceae.